Molecule: messenger RNA, 3076 nt
Organism: Solanum verrucosum
Lineage: Eukaryota; Viridiplantae; Streptophyta; Magnoliopsida; Solanales; Solanaceae
Product: beta-galactosidase 8-like
Exons: 19
Coding region: 261-2795 (844 amino acids)
Biological process (GO): carbohydrate metabolic process
Cellular component (GO): cell wall; vacuole
Molecular function (GO): carbohydrate binding; beta-galactosidase activity
Source: RefSeq, a predicted model, not a curated record
GGCUAGCUCUUGGAAUUUUAAUCAGUGCUAGAGACAUCACUUGAAUACAAUCUUGGUAAUACAUAGCCAUCAUCACCUCAAUGACUCCAACCUUAUAGUACAAAAUUAUGGGGAGAAAACUAAGAAAGAUUCACCUUUUUUCAGUAACAACACAUACUAAGGACAAAAAUCAUCCUUACAACAAUUAUUGGUCCAAAAGUAUUAUUGGAUGUUAUAAAGUCACUGCUCUAUUCUUGUUUAUGUGACCAUCUAGCUGAACUAUGGAAAGCAAGAAAUUGUUGUUGGUAAUAAUUUUUUUUAUACUUUUAGUUUUUGAAAGAGGGGCGUCAACGACAGUUAGUUAUGAUCACAAGGCAUUAGUUAUUGAUGGAAAGAGGAGAAUUUUGCAAUCAGGAUCAAUACAUUAUCCAAGAACUACACCUGAAAUAUGGCCAGAGAUCAUUAGAAAGGCUAAGGAAGGCGGAUUGGACGUGAUAGAGAGUUAUGUUUUCUGGAAUUAUCAUGAACCUGUCAAAGGAGAGUACUACUUUGAAGGCAGGUUUGACAUUGUACGGUUUGUGAAGGCAGUACAAGAAGCUGGCCUAUACGUGCAUCUCCGUAUUGGUCCAUAUGCCUGUGCUGAAUGGAACUAUGGGGGCUUCCCUAUGUGGCUACAUUUUAUCCCUGGAAUACAGUUUCGAACAACAAAUGAGCUUUUUAAGGAAAGUAAUGAAAUGAAACUCUUUCUCGCCAAGAUUGUUAAUCUUAUGAAGGAAGAGAACCUCUUCGCUACACAAGGAGGUCCAAUUAUACUCGCUCAGGUAGAAAAUGAGUAUGGAAAUGUUGAGUGGGCAUAUGGAGUCAGCGGAGAGCUGUAUGUAAAAUGGGCUGCAGAAACUGCUGUUAGUCUUAAUACGAGUGUUCCUUGGGUGAUGUGUGCACAAGAAGAUGCACCUGAUUCAGUGAUAAACACAUGUAAUGGAUUCUAUUGUGAUCGCUUCACUCCAAAUUCCCCAUCCAAGCCAAAGAUGUGGACAGAAAACUACGUUGGAUGGUUCCUUGCAUUUGGUUAUCCUGUUCCUUAUCGACCUGUUGAAGACUUAGCUUUUGCUGUUGCACGUUUUUUUGAAACUGGUGGUACAUUUCAAAAUUAUUACAUGUAUUUUGGUGGCACCAAUUUUGGUCGAACAGCCGGAGGUCCUCUAGUAGCAACAAGCUACGACUAUGAUGCCCCCAUAGAUGAGUAUGGUUUCAUAAGUCAGCCAAAGUGGGGCCACCUACGCGACUUACACAGGGCGAUAAAACACUGUGAAGAGUAUUUGGUCAAUGCAGAUCCAACUCAUUUGUCCCUUGGUCUGAAACUUGAGGCACAUGUAUAUUACAAAAGCUCCAAUGACUGUGCAGCUUUCCUUGCUAACUAUGGUAACACUUCAGAUGCAAAUGUUACAUUUAAUGGGAAGUCAUAUUUUCUUCCUGCUUGGUCUGUUAGCAUCCUUCCAGACUGUAAGAAUGUCAUAUUCAACACGGCGAAGGUUGUUUCACAAAAAACGACAGGAAGUACAGAAUUUACUCAUAACACAGUUUCAAUUGAAAAUUCGCUGGAGUCAGAUCCUUGGGGCUGGUACAAAGAAAAAGUUGGUAACGCGAAUAAUCAUUCCUUUGCAUCACCCCGUUUACUAGAGCAGAUAAAUACAACAAAGGAUACCAGUGAUUUCCUUUGGUAUACAACAAGUAUAAAUGUGGAGGAGAACAUUAAGAAGAGAAAAGCCAGAGAAUUGCAGCUAAUUAUUGGGAGCUUAGGACAUGCAGCUCUUGUUUUUGUAAACAAGAAACCAGUUGGAUUUGGCUACGGUAAUCACGAUGAUGCAAGCUUUGUGCUAAGUAAAAAAAUCCAUCUUAAGAAAGGGAACAACACAGUGGACAUAUUGAGCAUGAUGGUUGGUUUGCAGAACUAUGGACCAUGGUUUGACAUCUCUGGAGCAGGGGUAUUUUCUGUUAUCUUCAGUGAUUUGAAGAAUUCCAAGAAUUUUUCUUCUACAGAAUGGAUCUACCAGGUAGGACUUGAAGGUGAGUAUCUUGGACUUGAUAAAGUUAGUCUUGCAAAUAGUUCGUUGUGGAUUCAGGGGAGUUCUGUCCCAAUAAAUCAGAGUUUGAUAUGGUACAAGACUAGCUUUUCUCCUCCAGAAGGAAGAGGUCCUGUAUCGCUAAAUCUGUCCAGUAUGGGUAAAGGUCAGGCAUGGGUAAAUGGGCAGCAUGUAGGGAGAUACUGGUCUUCUUAUCGUUCACCCUCAACAGGCUGUUCUGAUAAUUGUGACUACAGAGGAGCUUAUGAUUCAUGGAAAUGUUUGAAGAAAUGUGGUCAACCUGCUCAAGUGUUGUACCAUGUACCGCGCAGUUGGUUAAAGCCUGGAAAGAACCUGCUUGUGCUACAUGAAGAGCUUGGUGGUGACCCUUCAAAGAUAUCUUUCUCAACGCGAUCUGGGCAAAAAAUUUGUGCUCAUGUAUCUGAGUCAGAUCCUCCACCUGUUGAUACUUGGAAGCCAAACAAAGAUCUUACGUCUCAAGAACCUUCAUUGCAACUGAAUUGUGAUCAAGGAUGGACUAUCGCUGCAGUUAACUUUGCUAGCUUUGGAACUCCUACAGGAGAUUGUGGAGCAUUCAUUAAAGGGAGUUGCCAUUUGGAUGUGUUAUCCAUAGUUCAUCAGGGGUGUGUUGGCAACUCAGGAUGUUCCAUUCCUAUCACCAUGGCUAAACUUGGUGACCCAUGUCCUGCAGUACCAAAAAGUCUGGCUGUUGAAGCUUUUUGCAGUGUUUGAAUCAUCAAAUUCUAUGGUCCUGGUAGGAGGUGUAAUCAUUGGCUUAGCGCGGUAACCUUCUUUGUCAAAUUUUUCUGCUUCUAGCAAUCAAAUGUACUCGUUUUUAUUUUAACCAGAGCCAGUUUGAGUGUGCAAUUUGUAAGUUGUAAUCUAUGGUACUUCGGUACAGCCCUAGUCUUGAUGAUCCAAAAGAGUAUUAUAAAUCAACCUUUGCUCUUUUUUCAGCUCUGUGUUCAUGGCUUUUGUUCUAUUACUGGAAUGACAUGCAAAUUCAUUCUCCA